GCAUCUACGUGGCCACCAUCGUCACCGAGUGGGACCUGGUCUGCGGCGCGCGGCGCCUGCGGCAGCUGGCCCAGUCCAUCUACAUGGCCGGGGUCCUGGUGGGCGCCCUGCUCCUGGGCGGCCUCUCCGACAGGUUCGGGCGCAAGGCCAUGCUGAUGUGGUCCUACCUUCUGCUGGGGGUGACGGGCACCUGCACGGCCUUCUCCCCCAACUACGCGACCUACUGUGUCCUCCGCUUUGCCACCGGGAUGGCCCUAUCCGGCUUCGGCCUCAGCGUCGCCUGCCUCGUGGUCGAGUGGAUCCCCACGGCCUACCGGGCCAUCACCGUGGCCAUGACCGGCUUCACCUACACGCUGGGCCAGAUCCUGCUGGCCGGCGUGGCCUACGCCGUCCCGCACUGGCGCUGGCUCCAGCUCUCCGUCUCGGCGCCCUUCUUCUUCUUCCUCCUCUACUCCUGGUGGUUGGCCGAGUCCGCACGGUGGCUGGUGCUGUCAGGGAGGGCCGAGCAGGCCGUGAAGGUCCUUCGGCGGGUGGCCAGGAUCAACGGGAAGGAGGAAGAAGGGGAGAAGAUCACGGCGGAGGUCCUCAAGGCCAACAUGCACAAGGAGUUGGCCACCAUGAAGGCGUCCUACAGCGUCUCCGACCUGGUCCGGACCCCGGCCAUCCGGCGCAUCUUCCUCUGCCUCUCCAUCGCCAGGUUCUCCAUCAGCUUCUCCUACUAUGGCCUGGCCAUGGACCUGCAGAACUUCGGUGUCAGCAUUUACCUCAUCCAGGUGAUUUUCGGUGCUGUUGACUUCCCGGCCAAGGCGCUGGUGACCAUCUCGCUGAGCUACAUCGGCCGGCGGGUGACGCUCGUCGUGUCCCUGGUCUGUGCGGGGUGCGUCAUCAUCACCAACAUCUUUGUCUCCACAGAGCUCCAGACCGUGCGGACGGCGCUGGCCGUCAUCGGCAAGGGCUGCCUCUCCGCCUCCUUCAACUGCGUCUUCCUCUUCACCACCGAGCUCUACCCGACUCCCAUCAGGCAGACGGGCCUGGGCUUCGGCAGCACCAUGGCGCGGGUGGGCGGCAUCGUGGCGCCGCUCGUGAAGAUGAUGGAUGAGUAUUACCCGUUCCUGCCGCCCGUGGUCUACGGGGCCGCCCCCGUGGCCUCGGCCGUGGCCGCCAGCUUCCUCCCCGAGACCCUCAACAUGUCGCUGCCCGACACCAUCGAGGAGGUGGAGAGCAGGUUCCAAGCAAAGCGGACGGAGAAGGACCUCAAGGAGAAGAUCCCGCUGCAGGACAAGGCUCAGCCCAAGGAGGCCUGA
This is a messenger RNA of Tinamus guttatus (white-throated tinamou), 1304 nucleotides long. NCBI's taxonomy places the organism in Eukaryota, Metazoa, Chordata, Aves, Tinamiformes, Tinamidae. The record is from RefSeq and is a predicted model, not a curated record.